GCCACCAAGUCGAAGAAGCCCAUCAUGCUGCCGGUGACGUUCAUGGACGGCACGACCAAAACGCUGCUGACAGACUCAGCCACCACGGCCAAGGAGCUCUGCAUCGCCCUGUCGGACAAGAUCAACCUGCGAGACCGCUUCGGGUUCUCACUCUACAUUGCUCUGUUUGACAAGGUUUCCUCUUUGGGCAGUGGGAACGACCAUGUGAUGGACGCCGUGUCGCAGUGUGAGCAGUAUGCGAAGGAGCAGGGGGCCCAGGAGAGGAACGCCCCCUGGAGGCUGUUCUUCAGGAAGGAGAUUUUCACGCCAUGGCACUGCCCCGGCGACGACCUGGUCGCCACCAACCUCAUCUACCAACAAACUGUGAGGGGCGUCAAGUUUGGAGAAUACCGCUGCGACAGGGAGGACCUGGCAGAACUGGCCUCUCAGCAGUAUUACGUCGACUACGGCUCAGAGAUCCUUCUGGAGCGGCUGCUCAGCCUCAUUCCCUCCUACAUCCCAGACCGAGAGAUCUGCACCUCCAGGACGGUGGAGAAAUGGGCUCAUUUCAUCAUGGCUGCCCACAAAAAGGGCAUCUACACCCAGAAGAGGUUCGACCCUCAGAAGGUGAAGGAGGAAGUGGUCGACUUCGCUCGUCACAAGUGGCCUCUGCUCUUCUCUCGUUUCUACGAAGCGUUCAAGUUCUCAGGUCCCAGUCUACCUAAAAACGACCUGAUCGUAGCCGUCAACUGGACCGGAGUUUAUUUUGUAGACGAGCAGGAACAGGUCCUUUUAGAACUCUCCUUCCCAGAAAUCACUGCAGUGUCCAGCAGCAGCGGAGGAAAGUUGCAGGGUCAGAGUUUCACACUAGCGACCAUCAAAGGUGACGAGUACACGUUCACCUCCAACAACGCAGAAGACAUCCGUGACCUGGUGGUGACCUUCCUGGAGGGCCUGAGGAAGAGGUCAAAGUUUGUGGUCGCGCUACAAGACAACCCCAACCCCACUGGGGAGGAGUCAACGUUCCUCAGCUUCCUGAAGGGAGACUUGAUCCUGUUGGACCAGGACACCGGCGAGCAGGUCCUCAACUCUGGUUGGGCGCACGGCAUCAACGAACGAACCAAUCAAAGAGGAGAUUUCCCAGCUGACUGCAUCUAUGUCCUGCCCACGAUGGCUCGACCGCCGCAGGAAAUAGUGGCGCUGGUCACCAUGACACCGGACCAGCGGCAGGAGUCGGUUCGUGUUUCACAGCUCGUCAUGCCCGAGAGUGACGACAGAAUGAAACCCUACACACUGGAGGAGUUCUCCUACGACUACUUCAG
Messenger RNA from Paralichthys olivaceus (Japanese flounder), 1301 nucleotides. NCBI's taxonomy places the organism in Eukaryota, Metazoa, Chordata, Actinopteri, Pleuronectiformes, Paralichthyidae. The record is from RefSeq and is a predicted model, not a curated record.